UUUUUCAUCCUCUCUCCCUUCCGUUUCUAUUCUCCCAGUUGUUGGAGAAGAUCCGGAAAGGGGGGGAAGGGCUCAAAGAAAGCAGCUGCGUGUCCUCUCCUCUCCCACCCCGCCUGGGUGGGGGUGAGGGGGGUCUGCACUGGUGCGCGGGCCUCUCCCCCAAAACCUAGGCGGAAGGGUAGUUCGAGGGCUCGCACGAAUCUGAAUAUAGUGUACCCCUCCUGAAUUGAACAGCCGGACCUCGCCCGGCACCUCCCGCGGUCCUGGGGGUGGGGGCUGCUUACAAAGACAUUCCACUGGGGACAUCGACAUCCACCUCCAUGGCAGGUUACUUACCCCCCAAAGGCUAUGCCCCAUCACCCCCGUACCCAGUGGCCCAGCCUGCCUCAUAUUCCAAUCCUGCACCUGUCCCAGGCCACAUUGUCAACCUAUUCCCUUCCCCUGGUCCUGUGGCCCCUUUGGAACCAGAACCAGUUACUGUUCCCUUCCUGCCAUUGCCCGGUGUCCCUUCUGGCCUGGAAUUCCUUGUACAGAUUGAUCAAAUCCUGAUUCAUCAGAAGAUUGAGCGGGUGAAAGCACUUUUUGGCUGGGAUAUCUGUAACCGAUAUGAGCUACAUUCUGGAGCAGGGCUUCCACUUGGCCAGGCAGUUGAGGAAAGCAGCUGCUGUGCCCGCCUCUGCUGUGGGGCUCGCCGGCCCAUGCGUAUCCGUGUGGCUGAUCCCAGGAACCGUGAGGUCCUGCACUUGAUCCGCCCUCUCCAUUGUGGGUCUUGUUGCUGCCCCUGUUGCCUUCAGGAGCUGGAAGUACAGGCUCCCCCUGGUACAACUGUUGGGCAUGUACUACAGACCUGGCAUCCCUUCCUGCCCAAGUUCUCAAUUCAGGAUGCAGAUCGCCAGACAAUGCUUCGAGUUGUGGGGCCGUGCUGUGCCUGUGGUUGUGGCAGUGACACCAACUUUGAGGUGAAGACUAAGGAUGAAUCUCGGAGUGUGGGUCGGAUCAGUAAACAGUGGGGAGGCAUUGGGCCAGAGGCCCUAACUGACGCAGACCAGUUUGGCCUCCAGUUCCCCUUGGACCUGGAUGUUCGAUUGAAGGCUGUGCUGCUGGGGGCAGCCUUUCUUAUUGAUUACGUGUUUUUUGAGAAGCCAGGAGAUGCCAGUUCGGGGCCCUCAGUCGUCACCAGUUAGAGGCUGCCCAUGCAAUCAAAGAUAGAUAUCCUGGCCACAGAAUUUCAAGACGUCUACCACCAGCCUGGCCUGGCCCCAGGAUCAAAGAUGGCCACUGCCACCCUCCAAGAUGAUGGUGCCCUGAGGAGACAGAUCUAGGAGUGAAGGCUAGGGCUUGGGUAACCCAAAGAAACUUUGAAAGCCUUCAUUAUGAAGACUGAGGCUCUAUUCCCUACAAGGAGUAAAUGAAAAAACAAAUGCUGCAUGUGCUGAAUGCUAAGGGUUUUUGUUUUAGGCCCCUUCCUCUUUCGGAUCCUUCAACUCAACCCCAAACUCAUAAUGAUGGCACUAGCCAUCUCCCCCUUCCCCUCAUUUACAGUUUUCUACCUCCUCUGCACCUGAUCUGACCCCAUCUUACUUCCCAGCAUCAUAAUAUCAAAAGGAAAAAUAGAUGUAGGGGCUGGGGGAUUUUAUUGUGUCAGUAGCCCUGCCCCCUUCAAAAAACCAUAGACCUUUUUAACUCUUUCUUUAAUAGAUGAGGAAGCUGGGGUCUAGUAAAAGUAGUUUGACCAAAGUCACGCAAUGAGUUGGUAUUAGGUGGCAGAGCUUAAUCCCAAGUCUUCUGGUUCUUAGGCCUGUGAUUCCCUCCCCCCACCCUGCUCAUUUUACAGCAUAUAUUUUCUUCCUUGGCCAACAUAAACCCAAUCCCCCUAGAACCCUUCUUGGACCCAUGGCACUUUAAGAGGAGGCCAGAUAACCCUCCUUCACCAUCCCCUUUGGGGCUGAGGCCCCCAGUACCCAACUAUCAGGUUCCCAAACACCAUUUCUCCUGCCCUUUCCCAAGCUGGUGCUUAUUGCAGCUUUUCUUAUGCCUUAUUUUACAUUUUUUCUCCUCCCCCUGCCUGGACAUCAGGGAGGAUAAUGUAUCUUUGU
Molecule: messenger RNA, 2096 nt
Organism: Trichosurus vulpecula (common brushtail)
Lineage: Eukaryota; Metazoa; Chordata; Mammalia; Diprotodontia; Phalangeridae
Gene: PLSCR3
Product: phospholipid scramblase 3
Exons: 8
Coding region: 321-1184 (287 amino acids)
Biological process (GO): plasma membrane phospholipid scrambling
Cellular component (GO): plasma membrane
Molecular function (GO): phospholipid scramblase activity
Source: RefSeq, a predicted model, not a curated record